This is a messenger RNA of Sphaeramia orbicularis (orbiculate cardinalfish), 2829 nucleotides long. RefSeq names its product rhodopsin kinase-like. Gene Ontology annotation, molecular function: ATP binding; rhodopsin kinase activity. The record is from RefSeq and is a predicted model, not a curated record. The transcript is spliced from 7 exons. NCBI's taxonomy places the organism in Eukaryota, Metazoa, Chordata, Actinopteri, Kurtiformes, Apogonidae. Gene Ontology annotation, biological process: signal transduction; protein phosphorylation; regulation of signal transduction. Bases 208 to 1893 code for a protein of 561 amino acids. Gene Ontology annotation, cellular component: cytoplasm.
GAGCCUGGUGCAGUGCUCAAAGAGUGCUGGGACCUCGUUCAGACACCAGUCUCAAGUUCCCAUCUCUCUCAUGCUCCCUCCUCCACUCUGUGAUCUGCUCACCUCUCGGUCUGCUGUUCUCUCAUCCUCACCCUGACCCCUUCACAUCACCGUUGACUCUUAGCUAUGUGUUUCAUUUUUGUUGCCUAACAUUCGCCGACCCUCAACAUGGAUAUCGGAGGACUGACCACAGUAGUUGCAAAUUCAGCUUACAUUAACGCCCGUGGAAGCAUUGAUGGCUCCAAUCCAGCAGCAGCUCGGGAUAAGAAGUACCAUGCUCGCCUCAAACUGCCCCACAUCACCGUGUGCGAGGGCCUGAGGGACACCCUGGACUUGUCCUUCGACUCAAUCUGUGUGGAUCAGCCGAUUGGAAAACGCCUCUUUAGGGAAUUCCUGGAUGCCAACAAGGAGUAUCAUGGAGCUUGCAAAUUAUGGAAAGACAUUGAGGGCUAUGACCUGGCAGAGGACUCCGACAGGGGGAUGAAGGCUUCAAAGAUAGUCCAGCGCUAUAUGGACUCCUCUGCCAAACACUACUGCCCGUUCCUGUCUGAGGAAAUCAUAGCCAAAGUCAAGGAAACCCAGGAGGCUGUAGGGGAUGACUUGUUCAAUGCAGCCCUGACCACAACAUUGAACUAUCUCCGAGAAGCCCCCUUCACAUUCUACUUGGAGAGCAUGUACUUGAAGAGGUUCCUUCAGUGGAAGUGGCUUGAGAUGCAGCCCAUGGAUGAUGACUGGUUCCUGGACUUCCGUGUGCUGGGUAAAGGUGGGUUUGGGGAGGUGUCUGCAUGUCAAAUGAAAGCCACUGGAAAACUGUACGCCUGUAAGAAACUUAACAAGAAGAGACUGAAGAAGAGGAAAGGCUAUGAGGGGGCGAUGGUGGAGAAGCGUAUUCUUGAGAAGGUUCACAGUCGCUUCAUUGUGUCACUGGCAUACGCCUUCCAGACAAAAGAAGAACUCUGUCUCGUCAUGACAAUCAUGAAUGGAGGAGAUCUCAAGUAUCACAUCUACCUGGUGGACGAGAACAACCCAGGGUUUGAUGAGCCCAGGGCCUGUUUUUACAUAGCUCAGAUCAUCCAGGGCUUAGAGCACCUCCACCAGAAAAGAAUCAUCUACAGGGAUCUCAAACCAGAAAAUGUGCUGCUAGAUAAUGACGGGAAUGUGCGUAUAUCUGAUCUGGGUCUUGCUGUGGAGCUAAAAGAAGGCAAAACAAUGACCAAAGGUUAUGCAGGGACACCAGGGUACAUGCCUCCAGAAAUGCUAAAAGGUGAAAAGUACGACACCUCGGUGGACUACUUCACCCUUGGAGUGACUCUGUACGAGUUCAUAGCUGCUAAAAACCCCUUCAGAAACAGGGGAGAGAAGGUGGAGAAGGAGGAGAUGAAGGAGCGCAUGCUGACAAGGGUGGUGACCUACCCAGAAAACUUCAGCGAACAUGCAAUUAGCCUGUGUGAUGGGCUGUUAGCCAAAGAGGUCGAUAAGAGGAUGGGUUUCAAAAAUGGAACCUGCGAUGAGCUCAGAGCACAUCCAUUUUUCACUAGCAUCAACUGGAGGAAACUGAAUGCAGGUAUCCUUCCUCCUCCGUUUGUCCCUGAUCCUAAAGUGGUUUAUGCCAAAAGUCUGGACGACGUCGGGGCUUUCUCCUCCGUCAAGGGCGUCAACAUAGAAGAUCCUGACAAAACCUUCUUUGAUGAGUUUUCUACAGGCAACAUCUCCAUCCCCUGGCAGGAGGAGAUGAUUGACAUGGGCAUAUACGGAGAGCUCAACCUCUGGGGUCCUGAAGGCACCAUCCCGAACGACCUUCGCAGAGAGUCCAUAUUAGAGCAGCCAAAGUCCUCUACCUGCUGCGUAUCAUAGAGUCAUUGCAACAGACGGAAAAGAAGUCAGUCACAUGGUUUACAGACGCUAAGAAUGGACAGCAGAAAAAGGCAAAUAUUCAGGACAAACAGACUCAGAUCUCCGCUGAACUUUGUCAAAGUUGGACGGUGGAUUUCAAUCAUAGAACGGACUUAAGUGUAGAUUUAAUCCUUCAAUAAUACAUUUCAUCUUUUUGUGGUUCCUCCUGUUUUUUCCUCACUCGCUCUCAAACCUCAUCCUCUCAUCAUCCUCAGUUCACUCAGUCGCCGUCUCUUUAUUUUGUGUGAAUGCAUUCAUUUAAUGUAAAGCUUUAGAUUUAAAAUGCAACAUAGCAUUUUAAGCAGGUCGAGUAAUGUGGUAUCUCUGGUGCUAAGUGACAGUCAUGUCUUUAACAUGUAUAGAGUGUUGUGAGAAAAAAAUAGCAGUGGUGUUUUAUGGAGUGCUUUUGUGUUUUUCAGACUUAUUGCCUGUUAGCUUUUAAUAUAUUCAGUUAAAUGCUGCUGUUGAUUUACCAAAAGCUAAGAGACCUGAAAUGCUAAAUUGUAAUUAUUUAUUUUUGGAAAAUAUGUUUUCUUAACUUGAUGGAUACUAUUUGUCUGUUUCCACAGAUAGUUGAGAGUGUAAGACCUAUCAAAGUGUUGUUUAGUUGUUAUGGGACAAAUAUGACUAUAGGACAGAUGUUUACAGCAUUCAGUUUAUUUUUAAAACACAAUGUUGAACAAAAGUUAAAGUCAGAGACAUUAAUGUAUGAAAAAAAAAUGCUGGCAAGUAAAAUAGCUUAUUGAAAUGGAAAUUUGAAUUAAUUUCUGCUUAAUGAUGAUUGUAGCACUGUUCAGGAAUGUCAUGUAAACACAGAUUAAAACCAGGCUUUUUCUGUAUUCUAGAUUCUAUUUCCCCAGUGGUUGAAUAAUAAAUGCCAUCAGAAUGACGAGCGAA